ACCCACCUUACGUAUUCAACUUGAUCUCUCAAUCAUUCACCAUACAUUGAUAUCUCUGCAAACAGGCUCAAGGAAGUGUGAAGCGGGUGGUGAAGAUGAAAAGAGUCCAUGAUAUGUUAGGGGCCAUGUUUAGAUCAGGUAUGCUUGUAUUGAUAAUCAUAUUAAUGGCGAUGGAAGCACAAGCAGGAAAGCUUCCCAAGGAUGAAGUGGAUGCUCUUCGUCAAAUUGCCAAAGAAUUAGGGAAAAAAGACUGGGUUUUCUCUGUCGACCCUUGCAGUAAUCACUCAAGCUGGGUAACCCCAAAACUUCAGGACAGGCCAUUGUACAAUAAUACAGUCAACUGUAGUUGCUCCUUCCCUGGUGAUGUCUGCCACGUCGUCAGCAUAUUUCUUAAAGGACAGGAUCUGCCUGGUGUACUUCCACCAUCGUUAGUGAAGUUACCUCACCUUAGGUUCAUUGAUCUUACUCGGAACUACCUUAAUGGUCCAAUACCACGCGAAUGGGCUUCUCUAAAGUUAGAAUUCUUGUCUCUUAAUGCCAACCGCUUAUCGGGACGUAUUCCGGACUACUUAGGGAACAUUACCACACUCAGAUAUUUGAACCUUGAAACCAACCUGUUUUCUGGACCUGUUCCUCCUCAACUUGGGAAAUUGGUUAUCUUGGAGAAUCUCAUUCUUAGUGCUAACAAUCUCACAGGACAGUUACCCCGGGCUCUCACCAGUUUGACAAAGUUAGCAGAACUUAGGAUUAGCAGCAACAACUUCACUGGAAGGAUACCUGAUAUUUUUCAAAGUUGGAAACAACUCAAACAGUUAGAGAUCCAAGCCAGUGGUUUUCAGGGCCCCAUUCCUCCUAGCAUCUCUUCCUUAAGUAACUUAACUGAACUAAGGAUUAGUGACUUAAAUGGAGGAGUUUCACAGUUUCCAUACUUAAGAAACAUGACAAGCUUAGAUAAAUUGAUGUUGAGGAGCUGUAGGAUAUCUGGACCAAUACCUGAUUAUCUGUCAGAGUUGCCACUGUUAAGAAUCAUUGAUCUCAGUUUCAACAGAUUUGGAGGAAAUAUUUCGAAUUUAACAAGUAUAGCAAAAAUGGAAUACUUGUAUCUAACAAACAACUCGCUGAAUGGACCCAUUCCAGGCUGGAUCAAGAGCGCAAAUGGUAAAAGUCCGAUUGAUCUUUCGUACAAUAACUUUUCUAUGGACCCUGAACCAUCCGCUUGUCGGGAAACAUUAAACUUGUUCAAAAGCUCUUUUGGAGGAAAGAAUUUACAACUCAGUGGGUGUCUGGACACCAAUCCUUGUACAAAAGAUCGAUUUUCUUUGGCUAUAAAUUGUGGUGGGGGAAGAACUCCUGUUGGAAACAUUGUUUAUGAAGAGGAUUAUGACAAAGGGGGUGCAGCAAAAUAUGUUCCCGGGACAAAGAAUUGGGAAGUUAGUAGCACAGGACAUUUCUGGGAUGGGAACCCUAGUUCAGAUGACUAUGUAGCACAUAACAAAUCCGUACUCAAGAUAAAAGACUCUGCCUUGUACACAACAGCACUCGUGUCUCCCCUUUCGCUCACUUAUUAUGUUCGCUGCUUAGGAAAUGGAAACUAUACUGUAAAACUUCAUUUUGCAGAAAUAGUAUUCAGAGACAAUAGUUCUUUCUACAGUCUUGGAAGGCGGUUAUUUGAUGUUUGUAUCCAGGGAAAACGAAAGUUAAAGGAUUUUGACAUUGAAAGUGCAGCAAAAGGGGUUGAUAAGGAAUACAUUCAUGAAUUUAAGGAAGUUACCGUGAACAAUAAGACUUUGGAGAUCCAAUUUUAUUGGGCCAGUAAAGGGACAACAGCUGUCCCGAAGAGGGCAACAUAUGGCCCUCUAAUAUCAGCUAUCUCAGUGAAAUCUGAGUUUAAACCUCCGAAUGAUAGACAAAAGAAGAUUUUCAUUGUGGUUGGAGCUGUAGGUUUGGUUUUACUCCUAGUUCUCAUGAUUUUGGGUGCUCUUUGGUGGAAAGGCUGCUUGUGGGACAGAAUAUCAAGGGAAGAAGAACUUAGAGGAUUAGAUCUGAAAACUGGUAUAUUUACCUUAAGACAAAUCAAAGCGGCCACAAACAACUUCGAUGCAGCAAACAAACUUGGGGAAGGUGGUUUUGGAUCUGUCUACAAGGGCAUAUUAUUGGAUGGUACCACAAUUGCAGUUAAGCAGCUGUCUUCAAGAUCAAGGCAAGGAAAUCGUGAAUUUGUGAAUGAAAUAGGCAUGAUUUCUGGUCUACAACACCCAAAUGUUGUUAGACUAUAUGGGUGUUGUGCUGAGGGAAAUCAAUUAUUGCUGGUAUAUGAGUACAUGGAAAACAAUAGUCUUGCACAUGCUUUGUUUGGUACGGGGGAAGUGCAACUGAUACUGGAUUGGCCAAAAAGGCUGAGGAUUUGUAUUGGUAUUGCAAAAGGUCUGGCUUUCCUGCAUGAUGAAUCUGCACUGAAAAUUGUUCACAGGGACAUCAAAACUGCUAAUGUAUUACUUGAUAAGGAUAUUAAUCCUAAGAUCUCUGACUUUGGGCUAGCCAGGCUCGAUGAAGAGGAAAACACCCACAUCAGCACCAGAGUUGCUGGAACUAUAGGAUACAUGGCACCAGAAUAUGCAUUAUGGGGCUAUUUGACCUAUAAGGCAGAUGUUUACAGUUUUGGGGUGGUUGCACUGGAAAUUGUUGCUGGCAAGAACAACAUGAAAUUCCGGCCAAAUGAAAAUUAUGUAUGCCUUCUGGACUGGGCUCUUGUUUUACAACAAAAAGGAAAUCUUAUGGAGCUAGUGGAUACAAAAUUGGGUUCUAAGUUUAACAAAGAAGAAGCAAUGAGAAUCAUAAGGGUAGCUCUGUUAUGUACUAAUCCAUCACCGGCUCUGAGGCCUACAAUGUCUACAGCAGUGAGCAUGCUUGAAGGUCACACUGCUGUUCAUGAAAUAAGUGGGGAACCAAGCUUUCAUGGUGACGAUAUGAGGUUUAAGUCCUUUCCGGAUUAUGAUCAAGUUGUACUCCAGAGUAGUGAAACUCACUCCAUUCCUCUUUUAGAUUCCAUGAGUAUGAAAUCAUCUUCUACAUCUGCCUAUGAUCUAUAGAAGAACAAUUUUAAAUUUCAGUCCAUCGAACAUGUUGUUGCAAGCAACUUUUGUAAUGCAUACAAUUACAAUAAACAGAACUGUAUCGGAGAAUGCUAGUCCAUAAAUGGAAAGAUAUUAGUGGAAUGAUGUUGCGGUUAUUGUA
Messenger RNA from Theobroma cacao (cacao), 3234 nucleotides. RefSeq names its product putative LRR receptor-like serine/threonine-protein kinase At1g07650. Gene Ontology annotation, molecular function: ATP binding; protein binding; protein kinase activity. Lineage: Eukaryota; Viridiplantae; Streptophyta; Magnoliopsida; Malvales; Malvaceae. Gene Ontology annotation, biological process: protein phosphorylation. The record is from RefSeq and is a predicted model, not a curated record.